Molecule: messenger RNA, 396 nt
Organism: Musca domestica (house fly)
Lineage: Eukaryota; Metazoa; Arthropoda; Insecta; Diptera; Muscidae
Exons: 2
Coding region: 1-342 (113 amino acids)
Source: RefSeq, a predicted model, not a curated record
AUGGGCAUAUCCACGGUCAAUCAAAAUCGGAUGCAACAGUUGCUAAUUUUACAUUUGGAGGAUAGCAACAUGACGGGACUUCUGUGUAAAUUGUUUUUAAUUUUGGGAGUGCUUGGCAUGGCUGUGGCAGUUCCCAUUAUUUCGGCUGGAAUUUCAUUUGGCACACCAUUCUACCGCCCACCUGUCUACUAUGAACAGCCGUAUAAUCAUUAUUAUCACUAUCAGGAAAUACCCAGUCACCACUAUUCGUAUGGCUAUCAUCAAAAUAGCUACGAUUACAUUGGAAGUGGAGGCUAUGGCGGUAUUUAUGGAUCAUUGAGUGUGUCACCAUUUUUAAUUUAAGGACAUUUUUGGGAAAAGGACAAAUCAAAAAAUAAUUCUUGUGUAACAACUAGU